AUGAAGAUCAUUGAGAGAGAUAUGGAUAAAAUAGAAAGAUACAUGGAAUCUGACACCAAAGAACCAUUUAUAGAUAAUAAUUUUUGUUGGGUCUAUACUUAUCUACCUGGAUUGAGAUCAAUGCAUGAGAAUGGCAUUCAAGAUAUUCCACCAAUUGCAUUUCCUUUGGAGUGUGACCUGAGAGAGAUACAAACCAAAUUGAAAACGGUGGACAGCUACAUAUCCACUCGUUACAAUGUGGUGAAAAUCAAGGAGAACUCGCAUCAGCGUGCAAUGGAGUUGACACCCUACUUCAGGAUGUCGUUCGACGAAGUCAUUUGGUAUCUGUCGAGCGAUGGCGGAGUAUACCUCUGCAAAUCAUAUAACUGCUAUCAGCUGUGUGCUCACUCCAAGGCAGAGUUUGACACACGGAUUGCAAUAGAGUCGUCGCUCUACUACAAGUUGGUGCGUGCCAUUGGCUAUGAAACCAAUGUAAUGCGCAGUAUGAUAGUACCUCUCGUUCCAAAGUUGAAACUCGACAGCAUCGAAUCUCUCUACUUUCAAUUCUAUCUUGUCAAACCAUUAAGAGAGUUAUUAUACGAAAGUAUAUCAAAUGAGUUUACAGGUACAAGAACAGUGAUAGAUGACUUUGUAUGGUUUGGAACUGAAAUUCCUGGUGUAAGAGAAGGUGGUACUUCCUAUCACCAAUAUUUAUCUGUACCACCUAUUAAAAAUCAAACGUCAAGAGAUUUAAAUGAAAUUAAAUCACCAACUUCUUGUAUACUUUUGGAUGAUGAUAAUUCAAUUGAAGUUAAAGUUCAACAUAUUACAAUGAAAUCAUUUUAUUCUGAUCCAGCUCGUAAUAUAAAUUGGUAUUUAGGUAGUGAUAAUAAAGUUUAUUAUUCUGAUGAUUUUAAAGAGUUUAGAUUAACUGCUAAUUCAAAAGAGGAAUUCGAAAGUAGAAUUACUAUAGAGGCAUCUCUAUGUGAGAAAUUAAAUACUCUAAAGAUGGAAAAUGCCAAUAUAUCAAAAGAGAUCAUAGAACAAAACAAACAUAUAAUGAUAGAUGAAGAGUUAAACUACAUUGAUUACUAUUUUCAAAUCAACAACAAUAUAUAA
Messenger RNA from Heterostelium album PN500, 1098 nucleotides. RefSeq lists its product as uncharacterized. The transcript has 4 exons. The record is from RefSeq and is a predicted model, not a curated record. NCBI's taxonomy places the organism in Eukaryota, Evosea, Eumycetozoa, Acytosteliales, Acytosteliaceae. The coding region runs from base 1 to 1098 and encodes 365 amino acids.